AGAAUAAUUUCAACUGCAGAGAAAAAAACGUGCAACAUGGACCUUAUGUUUCUGUUAAUUCUUGCUGCUGUGAUAACAGGCACUGAUGUGUGUAAUAUUCAAAUCUGCUUGACGUGGACUGUGCAAAAUAAUUAUCUUGAUAUAAGAUGCAGAGUCAACAAUCUAAGGUUUGGGGUUGUAGUUGUUAACAACCGACAGCAAGAGCAAGGAUUUUGUAUUCACCCUAGACCAACACCAAAAUGUGUUGCCUCCAACAAUAACACAGAAAUUAUGCAAAAUUCUUUGACAAAUAUAACAUACUUACGAAUUCAAGGAGAAAUGGACAGGCAUUUCAAUGGACGUUGGGAGUGUAAACAUGGAACAAACAGGGAUAGUGCAACUAUCAACGUUACUAUUCUGAAUUCAUAUUCGAAAAACAUCCAAGAUCCACGGUGUUGGCAGUCGUAUUUCGCAUAUACAAUGAUUGGUUUUUCCUGUCCUGUAUAUUUUUGGCUUUGCAUAUUUGUAACCUGUCGUGGAAAACGCGUAGAAAGUACAUGUAAGACACUGUGGAAAAACACUAGAUUGAAACUCCAAAAAUACAAAACAGAUGAAGAAUCAUAUAUCAUUGUUGGCGUAGCCAUUGCCUUGUUAUUCCCAAUACCGAUAAAAUUUGUCGUUAGGACAGAAAAAGAUGUAAAUGGAAAAAUAUCGAUCCAAGACAGUCCUAAAACAAAACGAAGUAGUGAUACUGGAUUCGAUCCCCUUGAUCCAUUGGUCAUAAUAUUUCCGGAGAAUGACCAAGAAAUAACUGAAUUUGAUGUAUAA
Mytilus trossulus (common blue mussel) is the source of this 807-nucleotide messenger RNA. RefSeq lists its product as uncharacterized. The coding region runs from base 37 to 807 and encodes 256 amino acids. The record is from RefSeq and is a predicted model, not a curated record. The transcript is spliced from 8 exons. Lineage: Eukaryota; Metazoa; Mollusca; Bivalvia; Mytilida; Mytilidae.